UUUACUGGUUCAAUUAUCGAUGAGUGCUCAGCUUACAGGCUGGCCAGCUCUCGAUGUUCCUCCACCAAACGUGACCGAAUAUACCGCACUUGUAAAUAUGAGUAAGGUUGCAAACGCACCCGUGAAGUCAAUGGCUGAUAUAACUGGAAAUAUAUGUCUUAGCUUUGAUGAUGGUCACAAAGUCGGUGUACAUACAUGGUCACAUUCAUAUCUCACUUCUCAGUCUAUUGAACAGGUUAUUGCAGAGUUACAGUGGACUGCCACAAUUAUAAAAAAUGUAACUGGUAUCACACCUCUAUAUAUGCGUCCACCAUUCAGUGAUUAUGAUGAUCGUAUACGGAAUAUAUGUACACAACUUUGGUUUAAAGUUGUAAUUUGGGAUAAAGAUACAAAUGAUUGGCUUUCAGCUGAUGAUAAAACUUUUCAAAUGACAUGGGUUGAAGGUAAUUUUACCCAAUGGGUAGGCGAGAAUAGAACUACUGGUCAUAUUUCCCUUGAACAUGAUUUAUAUUAUCAAACCGCUGCUCAAG
Molecule: messenger RNA, 530 nt
Organism: Racocetra persica
Lineage: Eukaryota; Fungi; Glomeromycota; Glomeromycetes; Diversisporales; Gigasporaceae
Source: the annotation of a GenBank genome assembly